Molecule: messenger RNA, 681 nt
Organism: Echinops telfairi (small Madagascar hedgehog)
Lineage: Eukaryota; Metazoa; Chordata; Mammalia; Afrosoricida; Tenrecidae
Gene: RBP2
Product: retinol binding protein 2
Exons: 4
Coding region: 93-497 (134 amino acids)
Biological process (GO): fatty acid transport
Cellular component (GO): cytosol; nucleus
Molecular function (GO): fatty acid binding
Source: RefSeq, a predicted model, not a curated record
CCUAUAAAAGCCACUCUUGCCAACACCUUCUCCGUGCAUCCUGCUCCUUGGCGUUCUACGCACCCUGCCAGGCUGAGCCGGAAGCCGACACCAUGACGAAGGACCAGAGCGGCACCUGGGAGAUGGAGAGCAACACCAACUUUGAUGGCUACAUGAAGGCCCUGGAUAUUGAUUUUGCCACCCGCAAGAUCGCACUACAUCUGACUCAAACAAAGAUCAUUGAGCAAAACGGGGAUUGCUUUAAGACGAAAACCAACAGCACGUUCCGCAACUACGACGUGGACUUCACGGUUGGAGUGGAGUUUGACGAGUACACAAAGGGCCUGGACAACCGGCACGUGAAGACCCUGGUGACCUGGGAUGGCGAUGCCCUCCUGUGUGUGCAGAAGGGGGAGAAGGCGAACCGUGGCUGGAGGCAGUGGGUUGAGGGGGACAAACUGCACCUGGAGCUGACCUGCGGGGACCAGGUGUGUCAUCAAGUGUUCAAGAAGAAAUGAGGUCCCACCGGACGCUGACCGAGCCCGUGCGCCGAGUCCCCACUCCGAGUGCUCUACCUGUUUCAGGAAGGACAUGGGGACACUCCAUCAUGGCGGUCGUACCUGGCGGGUUUUUUACAUCAAUGUGUGGGUCGUAAGAGGGGUUAUGUGAUAAAAUGAAAUGAAAAAACAAAAAUGGUGCUUA